This is a messenger RNA of Thermochaetoides thermophila DSM 1495, 3450 nucleotides long. RefSeq lists its product as uncharacterized. The transcript has 4 exons. Gene Ontology annotation, cellular component: catalytic step 2 spliceosome. Bases 1 to 3450 code for a protein of 1149 amino acids. Lineage: Eukaryota; Fungi; Ascomycota; Sordariomycetes; Sordariales; Chaetomiaceae. Gene Ontology annotation, biological process: regulatory ncRNA-mediated post-transcriptional gene silencing; negative regulation of RNA catabolic process. The record is from RefSeq and is a predicted model, not a curated record.
AUGGAGGGAACUGAUGGUCAACCAAAGCGCCAGCGCGAGAUCCCCAAGUUCGCGUCCUUCCAGCCAAAAUCUGAGCCCAAGUCGGAUAGUAAGGUUGAGAAGGUUUCAGGCUCAGAAAAGGAACGCGGACGGUCUUCGGCAUCAAGAGAGGAAUCCAAGAGGCAUAGGGACGACGGAAGGCGGCGUGAUAAUCGUUCGCGGUCGCGCAAUCGCGAUAGGGACCGUGACCGGGUAAGAGACUGGUCAAGGGAGCGGGAUCGGGAGCGUGAAAGGGACCGUAACAGGGACCGGGACAGGGAUCGGGACAGAUCUCGGGAUAGGGACCGUAAUAGGGACCGGGAGAGAGAGAAGAUUAGGCACCGCGACAGAGCGAGAUCCCGCGAGAGGGAUGCGUCCCGCGAGCGGCAUCACAAUAGGGAAAGGGACCGCAAUAGAGACCGCGAUCACAACAACCCCCGUGACCCGCGGUUUGAACCCAAUGACCUCUACACCAUAGACACAAAAGGAGACCCCCUAAUCCUCCAAUACGGCUACAACGACCCGGCCAAAGUGCCCCACUACCGCCGACGCAACGGCCGCGUCCUGGGCUCUGACGGCUGGCUGAUCUGGCACGACGACACCUUCCCUCCAACCUUCUCUAUCGUCGAACGCCGGCCCGGCUCCGAGGAUGCUGUGCCCGUUCUGAGGGAUAAGACCCUCAUGUCGGCAGCGAAGAGGAUCAGGGCGAGGAGUAUCAAGCCGCCGGAGGGGGAGGAGGGGGCACGGGUUGACUUUGGGGCGGAUUUUUAUCCCUCUGGAAUAGGGGAGGGGAAGGGAGAAGGGAAGGGGAAGGGGAAGGGGAAGGGGAGGGAGGAUAGGGAGAGGGAGACGUCGCCGGGAUUGUUGCCAGAGUAUCGAUCUGUGUAUACGCUUAAGCCUAAAGACAAGCAGCCUUCUCCCGACAGCGACUCCUCAGGCUCAGGUUCAGACUCCGAAGCUGAACAGGACCUCCCCCUCCCCGAAACAACCCUCCGGGCCCGCAACCUCUCCCACUCUCUCCUUUCACAUAUUAAGUCUAACCCCUCAGAUAUCCCUUCCUACCUAGCCCUCAUAUCCCUCCAGCCCCACCUCCCCCCUUUCUCCUCCAAAUCCGCUCUCACUCUCCCCGAGUCUAAAGCCCUUGCCUCACUGCGUCUAGACCUCUACCAGCAGGCACUGCAGCACUGCCCCCGGGAUGCGCCAGAGAGGGAGAGAUUGCUAUUAGGCAUGUUGCGUGAGGGGGGGAAGUUGUGGGAGCCCACUGUCACGAGGGAGAAGUGGAAAAAGGUCGUCGAAGAGAACGGCGGAUUUGGGGUUUGGAGGGGAUGGGUUGAUUGGGAGAUUGGGAGGGUGGGGGGUUGGGGAGUUGAGGAGGGACGGGAGGUGGUUGCUAAAAGAUUAAGAGAGGUUGAAGAUAGGCUUGCUGCCUCAUUAUAUUCUGUUGAGGGGGCUGUCAGGGAGGAAGAUGUAGAUGCCCUGUGUGACGAAGCAGUCUACAUCUUCCUCCGCUUAACCCGGCUGCUCCACGACGGGGGGUAUACCGAGCUGGCAGUUGCCGCGUGGCAGGCCGUUCUCGAAACCGUCUUCAACCGCCCCGCCGGGCUCAUCAACGCCGCUCGUGACGCUGCCCUAGACGAAUUCGCCUCCUUCUGGGAGAGCGAAGUCCCCCGGAUCGGGGAAGACGGCGCCAAAGGUUGGCGGGCGUGGCUCGAAGCCGGCGGCGACGACGAGCUUCCCCUUCCCGAGCCGACGGCUACCUCACCCCAGGCCGUGCAUCCCAAACGAACAGGAGACCCCAUCCUUGACUGGGCUGCCCUGGAGCUUUCUGCAGCAAGCAAGACACGUCUCCCAGCCCGCACCCUCGACGAGGGCACAGACGACGAUCCGUUCCGGGUCGUCAUGUUCUCCGACCUGCGCGAUCUGCUUAUCUGGUUCCCCUACCCCCGGACUGCCGCGCGUCAUCCCCAGGCUGACGGAUGCGUUUCUUGUGUUUUGGGACAGUGGCACGACCUGGAGCACAACAGGCCGGGGUUGAUAAACGAAGAGGAGGAAGAUGUCUCGAGGAAGAAGCCACAGUUUCGCCAGCAGGGAGGGGGCAUGACUAUGUCCCAAGCGGUGUUGUUUUCUGAUGGGGAGACUUGGUUCCGGUACUUGGAUGCCUGGUCGGCUGUGUUUAGAGAAAGGGAUAGCCAGGUUGAUGCAGGCUGGGUGAGGAGGACGUUGAGGCAUGUGGUUACUGCCGGGGGCGUAGAGGGACUCGCGGAGUAUUACCUAGCGUUGGAGUGGGUCAAUGAGCCGGCUGGGGCGAGGAGGGUUGCGAAGGGGUUGUUGAGGCAAUAUAGUGGGAAUUUGAGGCUGUAUACGGCGUAUGCGAUGGUUGAGUGGGUGAAUGGGAAUGGGGAGGUUGCAGAGAAGGUGUUGGCUUCGGCGACGAGGUUGGUACAGCCCUCAACUCGUGGAGCACAACUGCUCUGGAAUACCUGGGCCUGGAUGUACCUCUCCUCCGGGCAGAAAGAUACAGCACUUGCUCGACUAUGCUCGUCAGUCGACCGUAGCUCUGACACUAUCUUGACGGUCUCUCCUGCCUUGCUGCUCCGGGCCAGAUCACACUUCUCUGCUACUCGCGAUUAUGCCUUAUCUUCACAUGAUACCGAGACCGCCACGCUGUAUGCAGAAAGUCUGAUGCUUCUGGAGUAUAUGUCCUCUGAAGGCAGCGAGGCAACGACCUCCGAGAAGCAGGGCAACCUUGCUGCAGCACUGGAAAGUGUACACGCCUUUAGUAAGGAGCUUAACUCACGAGGACAGGGGAAAUCUUCGCAUUUUCAAUGUCUUCUGCAGUCAGCAGCGAGGUUGGCGUAUUACCACGCGACACAUGGGCCCUACCGUCCCGCAACCCUACGCGCCCAACUCCAAUCCCUGCUCUCCCUCUCCCCCCAAAACACCAUCCUCCUCACCCUCUUCGCCUGGUCCUUCCAAUCAACCUUUUCCCUGCACGACCCUGUGCGCGAGCACCUCGACUCCAUCACCUCUCGACGACUACACAAGCUUCUUGACUCGGCCGAACCCAACAAUAACACCCCCGACCAGGCCCUAGGAGAUGACUCCGACACAGCCCUAACCCUCCAAACCCUCCGCUUCACAAUCUCCCAUGCCGCUCGCCGCCCGGGACCAACCUUCCACGCUGUGCGUGCCGCAUUCGAGGCGGCGUUAUCUACCACCGAAGACCCCCAUUCAUCUUUUGUUGAAGAUAUCACUGCCCACCAAUACAUCUACACUUCACCACCCCCUAUCCAUACCCCCGACCUCUGGCUGCAAUACCUCCGCCUCGUAGCCCGCCACGCGGAGCAGGAACUCCGCCGCCGCAACCUUAGCUGUAAAUCACGGCACGGAAAAUCCAACACGAAGGAGGACAAGAGGAAAGGGGGGAGGUGA